GUAGCUGCUUAUUAAGGGCUUACGGAGUGUUCCUUCACAUGCUUUACUCAAUUUAAUCCUCACAGGGACUUUGUAGGGAGGGCAUUAUUCUUAUCCCAUUGUAGUGAUGAAGAACUCGAGACUCAUGGAGGUUGAAUAACUUUUGGAGUCGCAGAGCUAGGAAGAAGUAGAUCUCUGAUGUACUUAGCCAAUGUGUUAAAAUGUGCAAAUAAGCAUAAUAGUCUUUUAUCCUGUUGUCAUAUAAUUGGAACAAUAGUACUUGCCAGAGAAACUUCACAUUGUAAAAAUACCAUGAGUGCAUAUUUGUUUAACCAAUAAAAUAUAGUUAUCCUCUGUUACUGAUUCUUGCAAGUGUAAUGCAAAGAUUGCCCCAUUAGGUGAGACUCCCAGAGGGCUAGAACUUUCCCCUGCCCCAGCUGGCUUGGCACAGCUUACGCACUGGGCCCGGGGUUGCCAGUGGGAAGUGACAGUUGUGCAGCAUUGUUUAGGUUGUGUGAAGUCUUCCAGUGUUUUGGCCUCUGUGAAAAUCCAACCUCUCCUCAGAUUUGCCCCAUCACAGUCCUCAGGCUGCCAGAUGGUUGGAGCUCAGCCAUCUAACUUAAGCAGGACAAUGUUCAGUGAGGUGAGCGAUACAUUCUUGUACAACGUCAGGGUUUUUUUGGAGCACUUACAUCCUUGUUAAUAGUAUCUGUCCCCACCCAGUAAUUUAGGUGUACACAGGCACUUAGAUCGUAAGAAGAUGUCUUUCCUAAUUACUGUCUUCCCUAAGAACCCAUAAAGAGAAGCAGACUUUGAACCCAAUUUAAUUAUUUACUUGACCCUACUGUCAUAAAGUGUUCAAAUUCAAGUAUUAUAAAGAUGGUAACAGGGAAGGGAUGCAUGGUUCUCAGACAACGGAACAAUUGGCCAAGGAAGUCAGCUUUUCAAAGCUCAGCAGUGCUUAAUAGACAAGACGAAGGCUCAUAAACUCAGUACAGCCAAAGGACAGGAGCAACAGCACUCUCACCCCCCAGCAGAGCCGACUUAAGUUCCGUCAGGAUGGCACGGCAGAGCAGUGGCCAGAAGGGAGUGUGCAGAUUUCUCCUCUUAGUGCUUGUGUUUCUGCCACGUGAAGUGACAAGUUCCUUUGUAACUGUGAACGGUAGAACUGAGAACUUUGUUCUGGACACUAAGUUGGGCGCCGAAGAGUCUCUGAAAUGUGAUGUUCAAAACCGCACUGGAGACGAAGGGCUUCUCUGGUACCGAGAACAGGGGUCAGUGGAUCUGAAGGACGAAAACAAAAUCAAUUCCAGCUCUGUCUGUGUGUCUUCCAUCAGUGAAAAUGACAAUGGAGUCACCUUUACCUGCAAACUGCAGAGGGAUGAGUCUGUGUCUGUCUCAGUGGUGCUGAAUGUCACUUUUCCUCCUCUCCUAAGUGGAAAAAACGUCCAAACAGUUGAGGAAGGCAGUAGUGUGAACUUGGUUUGCAAUGUGAAAUCCAACCCCCAGGCUCAAAUGAUGUGGUACAAAAAUGGUAGCAUCCUGAACUUAGAGAAUAACCAUCACCAAGUCCAACAGACGAGUGAGUCCUUUCAACUGUCAAUCUCUAAAGUCCAGAAGUCUGACAAUGGAACUUACAGCUGUGUUGCGCAUUCAUCUCUGCAAAGAAAUACCAGAGACUUUCACCUCCUUGUCAAAGACAGAGCUACGACUGUACCAAUAGAACCCAUUAUUGCUGCAAGUGUGGUGGUCUUUCUAACCUUGUGCUUUGGACUGAUUGCUAGAAGAGAAAGAAUAAUGAAGCUCUGCAUAAAGGGUGAAGGUCCUCAAAGAGACACAGCUCUGUGAGAAAGCUGAGGUGUCAUCUAAUACAGCAAGAAUUGCACAUCAGAACCUCCCUGAUUCAUGUAGUCCCCUCUGUAUUUAUUUCUACUAUUAAAUUCGCUUCUGUCAAAUUG
Phyllostomus discolor (pale spear-nosed bat) is the source of this 1937-nucleotide messenger RNA. RefSeq names its product transmembrane and immunoglobulin domain containing 1 (gene TMIGD1). The record is from RefSeq and is a predicted model, not a curated record. The transcript is spliced from 7 exons. Lineage: Eukaryota; Metazoa; Chordata; Mammalia; Chiroptera; Phyllostomidae. Bases 1039 to 1827 code for a protein of 262 amino acids.